GUCGUCAGACAGUCCAUUGUGUUCCGCUGUUUCCUCCCCUCAAGUUCAAGGAGGAAUAAGAUGAGCUCCCAGUCAAACCCUGCGGCUUCUGCAUCGCAAUCAACAUCGGCAUCAUCGUCACGCCCACCAGUGACCCUCGGGCAGACCACCCAUCUGGACCCCGGUGCGUACGUCCGUGGCACCCACGCCAUCACAGUCGGUGAACAUGACCUAGUACAUCCUAGAGCUCAACUGGUCGCUGUCCACGGACCCCUCUCCAUUGGUGACAAGUGCAUCAUCUCGGAGAAAUGCAUCAUUGGUGGCCCUGUUGGGAUCUCAGGCGGCCCGACCUCCGAUCCGGCUUCGAAAACGGGAAGUAAUCAGCCUAGCCCGUUGAUUCACCAGGGCGGUGCCGACGAUGUCGAUGAUGAGGAGCGUGACCCCCUGAAAACUGUGAUCAAUGACAGUGUUUACAUCCAUCCAAGCUCGCAGGUGCAUGCUGGGGCAACAAUCAAGGAGGGAGUCCUGAUUGAAUCCCACGUGACAGUCCUGGCAAACGUCAAGGUUGGGGCACAUGCAAAGAUCUGUGCUGGGGUGACCGUGGAUAGAGAUGUGGCGGACUGGACAGUCAUAUAUGGAAAUGGCGACAUGAAGCGACGGAGGAAGACACGGUCGGCUGAAGAAGAUCAGACCGAGCUUGUCGAGAUGCUGAGGCUCAAGGCCAUGGACAAGGAACGCGAGGGAACAGUGACUCUUCUGAGGGCCGCCACUCGGAUGGCGAGUUUGGCCAAGAAGAAAUGAAGAACUUCUGCAGACGGCUGCCAAAAUACGGACUAAAGAGCUGGCAUUUCUUUCAGCAAGGAGCACAAGAUCGCCUGACCCGAGAUACGUGCAGCAUUGUCUUUGAGGGUCCUUUCGAUAACUUCACGUCGCCAAUAUCGAUGCACUGCCCUGAGACUAAUUCGCUGGCAACCAGAUAUCUCAGCAACUUCUGCAGCGCUCCCUCCAAGAUUACGCCAGUUACUACGCUUGUGGCGAUACACAACCGACACCACAUGGUCAGAGGCAGAGGCCAAAUGCAGGAUGAUGGUCUUGUGUUCCUUGUUAUGAAUCAUAAGUGCGGAUCAAUGCUUCCAUGCUUGCCACCCCUCUUGGUUCUCGGAACUGUCGAUUGAAGACUCCAGUGAGAACAAAAUCGACAAAACCAAUAUGCAGCUCGUCAGGUCAUUUGGUCGGCUCCUCAUCACGGCAUUGAGCUCUUGACCACCCACCUGCCAACAAUUACCGGCGAAAAUGAAAGGGCAGCAAAUUCAGAAGAACACGUCUGAUGUUAUCCGCCUUUGGAGACAAAAUCGGAUUUCACGAAGUAUCCUCUUGUAAGGAACGCGACGACUAAGAUCUCCAGCAGGCCGUGGCUCCCACUGGUGCGCAAUAGUGAAGUAUAAGGCUAGUUCCUCCAGGACGUCCUUAGUGGUGCUAAUAAACCCGACAACGUAGAGUCGCCAUCGGUUGAAGCCGUUAGGGGGGAGUGCAGCGAUUCCCUCUACUUCGGGCAAAUAAGGUGCUACACUCAUCAAGACGACAAUAUGCAGCCUCAAAAGCGCGAUGUGCCAUAGAUGACGACUGUGCAGGACAGACCUUGUGGAUGCUUCACUCCCAGCCACCUCGAUUUUCCAACUCUCGGCGCAGAAAACCGAUGUAGACGUCGAAUCGAAGCACAGCAAUUUACUUAGCGAGGAA
This is a messenger RNA of Cladophialophora immunda, 1719 nucleotides long. RefSeq lists its product as uncharacterized. NCBI's taxonomy places the organism in Eukaryota, Fungi, Ascomycota, Eurotiomycetes, Chaetothyriales, Herpotrichiellaceae. Gene Ontology annotation, biological process: mitotic spindle organization. The transcript has a single exon. Gene Ontology annotation, cellular component: dynactin complex. Bases 61 to 780 code for a protein of 239 amino acids. The record is from RefSeq and is a predicted model, not a curated record. Gene Ontology annotation, molecular function: dynein complex binding.